Molecule: messenger RNA, 2877 nt
Organism: Malassezia restricta
Lineage: Eukaryota; Fungi; Basidiomycota; Malasseziomycetes; Malasseziales; Malasseziaceae
Exons: 1
Coding region: 1-2877 (958 amino acids)
Biological process (GO): nucleosome assembly
Cellular component (GO): nucleosome
Molecular function (GO): DNA binding
Source: RefSeq, a predicted model, not a curated record
AUGGACUCUCAUACCUCUGCGACACCUCUUAAGCGAUCACAUUCGCAUGACCAAGAUGUGCUUCAGGCCCCAUCUCCGCCUGACCAAACCAAACGCUCUCGUACGAAUCAACGUCCAGAGCUGGCUGAUGCCUUUCUUGAAUGUCUAUCAUCGUCUGACUUGAUCCAUAUUAUUCGUCAGCUCGAGCAGCUUCUCCAAGAUACCCCUUACUUGGCCGAUGCAUACGCCCUUAUAUACCCUGAGAACCUGGAGGAGCAUACAUCAUUGCGACAACAGGCCUCGGCCCCCACCAUACCGACUACACAGCCUCUGUUGCGCACGUUAUCCGAACCACCGUCUCAUGAGCCCGAGACGUCCUCGGCUUCCAUGGUCCCAGCGCCUUCAUUAAGCACACAUACCCCGCAUAUCUCUUCUCCGCUCGCGUCGCAGCCUGUGCAGACGCAAACGUCGCCACCGUCGACGCUGUUGACAACAGCAAGUCCAUUGCCGAGUCGUCUUUAUACGCCCUCCAUCCCAGCGUCUGUAUCGGACACGACGACACCAUCUCUCACGACCGAGUCUCUAGUCACACCGUCUGGCACUGAGCCAGAGUCUGCGUCGAACAACAGCAAUAUUUCGUCAAGAAUCGCGGCUAUCCUAGAGUCGAUUCAGAAUACCAACUCGUCGGGACCGAUGUUGGGAUUGCAGGGUCAGCCCCUGGCCCCAUCGAAGCAGGGUGCUGGGACGGGUGUAUCCAAUGGUUUAUCGUCACUCCUAAGCAAUUCGUUUCCACACUCUAGCACCCGUAUGCCGGCCAACUCUGCCCUCUCACGCUUGCUGGAGCAGUCUUCGACAUCUGCAACACCACCAGCUUCUACCGCACUGAGUACCUCGUCGGCCUCUUCGUCCGUUUUGGGCAAUUUGGCGUCCCGCGCGGGUUUUUCGACGACGCCAUCACUGGAUUACACAAGUUUCUCGCACCCAACGACCUCUGUGACGAGCAGUGCGGCGACAAGCUCACCACUGUCACCCUUCACGUCGACAUACGGCCUGCAUGAUAGCCACUCUGACGAAGGAAACGCGCCACAACGUGAGUCACCGCGUAUCACGAGCACACUGCCGUCGUACGAGGAUAUGAUUAUUGAGGGUCUCCAGGUCAUUGGCGAUGUAAAUGGCACACCACCACGUAUGCUCUUCCAUUGGAUGGAGGACACCUACCCUCUCAUGAAGAACUUCCGUCCCUCAGCAAGUCAGGCGCUUCAAAAAGCCUUCAAGCGUGGCCGACUGCACAAGGCCGGUAGCCUUUACCGCAUCAAUCCGCACUGGGAUGGUAGUAACGCUGGUCGAAAGCCGACGAGGCGUCCGCAAAUCGGAAAGGACCAUCCCAUGAUGGUCAAUGGACCAAAAGGACCUGCUCCCGCUAGUCCGUUUAAAGCGCGUGCUCAGUUUGAAGGCGCAGCUGCAUACCGCCAGUCGUCUGUGCACCUGAACAAACACCGUAAUUUGCGGCAUCCCUCGAGUUUGCGUCCUGGGCCCAAGCCGUAUGGCCAACCAGGUGCGGCUCCUCUGGAUAAUCCUGCAAGCAGUAUUUUUCAGAAUGGCGCGGCAGCAGCAGCUUUACUUUUGGCUCAUCAGCAGCGCACUCGCGACAGCAAUGGCAACAGCUCGGGUCUGCCGACAUCCACUCAGGACCUUACGCCGACACUUACCUCGCUUGUGAAGCAACUACGUGGCUCUUCUGCCACACCCGUGUCUGAUGGUCCAGGCUCCUCGUCCCUGUCUAGUGUUCUGGCCUCGGCUCUCUUGAAACAUGCACAGCGCCCUUCUGAUGGCAGUGCUGCCGUGUCUGAUCCCAGUAUGCUCACGCCACUCACGAAUUCGCUUACAUCAACAUCGUCACCUGUGCUGCAGUCGCUUUCGCGUCUGUUGAGCGCAUCACGCACUGACCCGACCAGUAGUGAGACUGGUGAUGCGACUACCAAGCCGACGUCUGUACCAUACAGCACAUCGCCUGCAUCAUCGUUGCCCGCGUCAGGACCUGGCUCGCUAUCUGCUUCGAUCGAGACUCUGGUUCGACAAGCCACACGAACGGCAACGCAGCAGGCGGAGAGCUCGCCAUCAUCUGCCGUCACGACUGGACCUCUGCCCUCAGAGCCGUCAACCAGCACUGCGCCACAGCUGCCUACGCCAUCGACGUCGCAAUCUGACUUGGAUGCGGCUGUAUCACAGACUCUUCAAGCCGCUUUUCAGCAGCUUGGACCGGACAAAACAGCGACAUCUAUGGACUCUGGGGAUGCGAUGCCCGACUCAAAUGCCGCGUCUGCAUUGGAAGGCAUCGAUACAUCCGAGCUGGAUGGUAUUAACCUUGAUGACUAUGGUGAUGCGCUACGUACACUCACAGCUGCUCUGGCUGGUACAAGUGCUGAGGGAGAAGAAGGUGACGAGGAGGCACAACGCCUUGCUGACGAAAAGGCCAUUGCGGAUGCUGAGGCCGAUUUGUCCGAUGUGGGUGAGAGUGAGGAGGAUCUCCCAAAGUCCUCGUCACAUGGCCAAAGUAAAGAUACCAACAGUUCGAACAGAAUGGAGUCGCUGCUUCGUUCGUAUGGUAUUGAUGUAUCGAGCGAGGCCGUGCACCACCUCACCGAGACGCUGCGUGAUCCCAAUAUGUCUGUCUCUGAACUAACCGAGCAUAGUAAGGACAAAGGUCCGAAUGACUCGGUCCAAGAUGGAACGCCUGUGGUGCCGUCUGCAACCGACGAGUCGACUGCUGUGCCCGACACAUCGACGGAUCUUUCGCUACUCGACCCUAACGCAUCGGAUGCAGACAAGAAUCAGUCGAUCCAGACACAGCUGGAAGCGCUAAUUGCGAGUCUGGCUGCUGAGAAUGAGGAGUCAUAA